This is a messenger RNA of Vitis riparia (riverbank grape), 1261 nucleotides long. Its product is annotated as nudix hydrolase 10-like. Lineage: Eukaryota; Viridiplantae; Streptophyta; Magnoliopsida; Vitales; Vitaceae. The coding region runs from base 181 to 1140 and encodes 319 amino acids. Gene Ontology annotation, molecular function: NAD binding; ADP-ribose diphosphatase activity; NADH pyrophosphatase activity. The transcript is spliced from 9 exons. The record is from RefSeq and is a predicted model, not a curated record.
GAACAGCCAGUCAUCCACAUUUCACUCUUCAAUUCUCAGUCGAAACUCUGCCCUCAGCACCUAAAGUUCUGCAAAUUAGAGCUUCUAGGCCAUGUGCUGAUACUGGGUAGUCAUUGUUUUCCCUUUUCUUUUUCUUGCGCUUUUGUGGGCAUGAGGCUAGAGCUUGGGUGAUCAUAAUCGAUGUCACUUUCAAUAGAUUCAUCAUCGCAGGUUCUUGAAAAUGGAUAUGAACAUGUUGAACUACUCUCCGGGAAUAAUGAUGAACAUGAAGGUGUCAUGGUGAACAUGGAAAAGCCUAUGGACUCCAAGGUCUUUCUCACUGCACUUAGAGCUUCGAUAUCGCUGUGGAGGAAACAGGGCAAAAGGGGUGUUUGGAUUAAAUUGCCCAUUGGCCUUGCAAAUCUUAUUGAAAGUGCAGUAAAGGAGGGAUUUCAUUAUCAUCAUGCUGAGCCAGAUUACCUGAUGCUUGUUCAUUGGAUUUCUGAGUCCACCACUAGUACUAUCCCUGCAAAUGCCACACACCGAGUAGGCAUUGGUGCCAUUGUCAUGAAUGAUAAAAGAGAGCUGCUUGUGGUCCAGGAAAAGAGCGGGAAGUUAAAAGGAAUGGGAAUAUGGAAGAUCCCUACUGGAGUAGUUGAUGCGGGUGAGGAUAUCUUCAAGGCAGCAGUGAGAGAAGUAAAAGAAGAGACAAAUGUAAGUGAUAAAUGUCUGAUUAUGCAUUUUACAGUGAAUGUGAAGCUAUGCUUUCAAGUUUCACAUUCAAGUGUUGGUGGUCUUUCUAAGAGCUGGUUUUUACUGCUUCAGAUUGACACAGAAUUUGUGGAAAUCCUAGGAUUCAGGCAAACCCACAAGUCAUUCUUUGAAAAAUCGGAUUUGCUCUUCCUUUGCAUGAUGCGCCCACUCUCCUUUGAUGUUCAGAAGCAAGAAUUAGAGAUUGAGGCAGCCAAGUGGAUGCCAUUCGAGGAGUAUACAGCUCAACAAAUUGUCGAGAAACCUGGAUUUUACAAGUGCAUCACAGACAUAUGCUUAGCAAAGGUAGAUGGGGACUAUAUCGGUUUCUCUCCAAGACUUGUAAAAUCAAGUUUUACUGAUCAACUGAGUUACUUUUAUUUGAACGAACAAGAUUCUAACAGUUCUUAAGUUCAAUUGAUUGGUCCUGAAUGGUAACUAUUGAUAUUUAUUGUACUUAUCACUCCUCUCUUGCACUCUGGUGAGGAGAAAGAUAUAAUUAAAUGAACUACCCUUUGUUUAUUUGUUGUCA